This is a messenger RNA of Osmia bicornis bicornis, 1622 nucleotides long. Its product is annotated as 4-hydroxybutyrate coenzyme A transferase-like. The transcript is spliced from 6 exons. The record is from RefSeq and is a predicted model, not a curated record. Lineage: Eukaryota; Metazoa; Arthropoda; Insecta; Hymenoptera; Megachilidae. Gene Ontology annotation, molecular function: acetate CoA-transferase activity. Gene Ontology annotation, cellular component: mitochondrion. Bases 178 to 1605 code for a protein of 475 amino acids. Gene Ontology annotation, biological process: acetate metabolic process.
AUGGCAACGAAUCUAAUGUGAUCUGAUGUUAACUGAUAUUUGAAACUAAAGAAAUCUUUUAGAUUAUGUGUCAUCUAAAUUUUACCGUAUUUGAUAUAUAUAUUUUAUCGUUAAUCAAGUACCGACAGAUAUUUUUGGAUAAUUAUUAUUUGACGUGCCCAUACAUUUUCCGUCGAGAUGUUUAGUCUUAAUUUUCGUCGAAAUUUAGAGUCAACAUUCUCGAAAAUUAUACCAAAAAAUCCGUUUAAUAUUGGCGUUAGAUACGUAUUACGAGAACCUUUGCAACCCUUGAAACGAUGUCCACGAUGGGUUUGCGUCGAAGACGCUGUGAAAAUUAUAAAUUCAGAGCAUUUAGUUUUUAUCCAAGGAGGUGCAGCAACACCUAAUGAACUGAUACGUGCCAUGACCGAGCAUGGUGUUUGCAACAAUUUGCGUGGAGUACGAUUGAUUCAUAUGGGUCUCGAAGGAGAUGCACCAUUUGCAAGUCCUGAAUUUGAGAAGCACUUCAGAUCCAUAAGUUUUUAUAUUGGAGCGAAUCUUCGGGAGGCUGUGAACGAAGGCAGAGCGGAUUAUAUCCCAAUAUUUCUCCACGAAGUACCGAAACUUUUUUAUGAAUCAAGAAUCGUUCCUGAUGUCGCUUUGAUUCACGUCAGCUCCCCGGAUGCCCGAGGUUUCUGCUCUUUAGGUGUAAGCGUGGAUUGCACGCGUGCUGCUCUUAGUACAGCCAAAGUUAUCAUUGCCCAAGUCAACGAACACAUGCCAAGAUCAUUCGGAGAUUCGGUCAUUCAUUCUAGUCAUAUUGAUUGGGCAGUAAAAUAUAAUUGUCCUUUACCAUGCGUAGCCAGUAGUACUCCACCUAAUGAAAUUGAACAAGAAAUUGGCAAGAUCAUAGCAACAAGACUGGUGGAUGAUGGAGCAACUUUACAGCUUGGUAUUGGGAAUAUACCUGAUUCUGUUCUUUGCUCUCUUGGCAAUCACAAAGAUCUUGGUGUACACACGGAAAUUUUUGGCGACACAAUGGUAGAUCUUGCGGAAAGGGGAAAUAUUUCAAACAGAAUGAAAAUUAAACAUAGAGGACGUAUGGUCACUUCUUUGGCUAUCGGUACCAAAAGGGUGUAUGACUUUUUACAUAAUAAUCCUUUCGUAGAAAUGCUUGCCAUCAAUUACGUGAACGAUCCACGUGUAAUAUCGCAACAACCAAAAAUGACUGCUAUUAAUUCAUGCAUAGAAAUGGAUAUCACUGGUCAAAUAUGUUCCGAUAGUUUAGGCUGUAAAUUGUAUUCUGGUUUUGGAGGGCAACUUGAUUUUACUCGAGGUGCUGCGUUGGGUCAAGAUGGUCGAGGAAAAGCUAUAAUUGCAUUCCCCUCGGUUACCAGCAAAGGAGAAAGUAAAAUCCAGCCUGUAAUUAAACUCGGUGGUGGAAUUGUAGUAACAAGAGCACACGCCCAUUAUAUAGUCACCGAACAUGGAGUGGCUCAACUUUUUGGUAAAACAUUACGACAAAGAGUGAAUGCACUGAUUCAAAUUGCUCACCCUGAUCACAGAGAAUGUCUUGAGAAAGCAGCAUACGAAAGACUUAAAACUAAUCCAACAAAGUAUUUGUAAACUUUGAAAUACUCGAG